AAGCCAGUGCUUCGUUCCAGAUAAAAGGACCGUGCCAAACGUCCCUCGAAGAGAGUUUACACUCUGAGUUACUUCACUUGAAGUUGUACUUGCAGCAGCGGUUUGGCGUCUUUCUGAGGGGCGGUAGCAUCUUUCCGUGGUGACCAGGAGCGUCGGUACGAGUGCGCUGAGGGGUACAGUGAGUUGGCGAAGGCGGAUUAUCCUUGGUGGGACUCAGUGGUGCAGUUGCAGACAGCCUGAAUCACUGUGGCUGAACAGACCGAGCAGCUGCUUCGAUCAGUCACUGAAUCUUCACUCCCAACGUCAACAGGAUGGGCGGAGGAGAUGAGAAACCACCAUUGAUGCCAGCCGGGGCAAGCACCGAUUGCGCAAACGCCGUCGAGCUAGAAGUCCGACCCGAGUUCUCUAUGAUUGCACCGUGUGGUCCCCCGAGCGGUCGUGGGCAGGCGCGCGACUCGGUAAUGGUCAUGGCACGGGUGAAAGCCAGGAGAGAGAGCGACGGGGAUCGGCGGGCACCGGUCAAUAUCUGUGCCGUCAUAGAUCGAAGUGAGAGUAUGAAGACGAACAUAGCUCUCGUCAAGCAAUCGCUGGAGUUCAUGGUGCAACAGCUACGAGAUGAAGAUCAGCUGUCUCUGCUAGUGUUCGACCAUGAGGUUGCAACCAUCUUGCCCAUGACCUACAUGACCCUGCAAGGCAAGGAAUCCGCCGUACAGGCGUUUGGUAAGCUGAAGGAACGUGGCCAGACAAACCUUAGCGGUGGCCUUCUUGCCGGUCUGCAGCAGUUCCUCACCAUGAACCCGAAUCCGCAGGACAGGGCCAGAGUGGAGUCUGUGCUUCUCUUCACCGAUGGCAAGGCCAACCGAGGAAUAACAGACGGCAAUACGCUCACUCGAGCCACCAGGUCGGUGGUUGCGCAGAUAGGUCGCCAGGUGUCUGUCUUCACGUUUGGCUUCAGUGAAGAGCACGAGGCCAAUGUCUUGCAGUCCAUUGCCGAGGCCGGUAACGGACUCUAUUACUAUGUGGCCGACGUAGAGAGCAUACCGGACAGCUUCUGCGACUGCCUCGGCGGUCUGCUCAGCGUAACAGCACAGAACAUCACACUGGAGAUAGAAGGGCUGAAUGGGCAUCUGCUUGAUCGCCCGCUGACUACGUUUGCGGUGAACAGCUCCAAGCCAAACUGCUACACCGUACAGAUACCCGAUAUCUAUAGUGAGGAAUCCAAGGACAUUCUGGUAAAUGUAGCGCUGUGCAUCAAGGGUGAAUUUGACCUGGACAACCCCAGACCAGUCCCGACCGAGGUACUCCAAUGUCACGUCAGUUACUUCGAUGUGUUGACGUGCAAGAUCUGCAACGUUGAGGCAACGGCGUGUGUUUCUAUCCUACCACCAGCUAUAACUGCGGAAGAGCUGGGCAUGGAGCUCGAGGAGAAGCUGACGAUUGCCGACACUGACGUGGCCCUGCAGCGUAUCCGCCAGUCGACCAACAUUGCCUUGCGUGACGCGGACCGACUGGCGUCGGGUAACGACCGAGCGGGAGCCGUCGAGCAAAUUGACCGUUGUGUUCGGGUCAUCGAGACUUCUCCACUCUCACAGGACACAUUUGCGCAACAUCAGAUGAUGACCCUACUGACGGCCAAGGCCGGCAUCUCUGAUCAACGUGAGUACAAGCGCUUCGGAGCCAAGCACGUGCGCGGCCUGGUGCACGCCAACGAGCAGCAGCGCUCCAACACCAAUCCUGUCAUUCCGAGCCCCGCGCCCAUGGCCGCUGCUGCCUCUGCAUCUAGGCCUGCCUACAGUGUUCCAAUGCCGCCACCGCUUCCCAGCCAAGCAGCGGCAGCGUCAUACUUGGGUUCAUCAGCUUCGGCAGCGGCACCGUACCCGGUAUCGGUCGCACCGCCGCCAGCCUACGCAAAGCCCUACAAUCCAUACCGAAAGAAAGCCAAGGUCGAAAUGAUGGAUGAAUGGAAGAAGCACAAGGGAAAGAAAGAGGAGGAGGAGUAAGUGGCUGAUGGUUUGUGUGUUAGAGAAUCUUCUCUGCCGCAGUACCGUAGUCCGUAUCGAUUUUCCUGAAAUGGAACUUUGACGCGCGAAUGCAAACUGUCCCACAUGGAAUAACUCACUGUACUGUACUGGAGGUGAUUCCGUUGCCGGUGUGUGUGUGUGUGUGUGUGUGUGUGUGUGUGUGUGUGUGUGUGUGUGUGUGUGUGUGUGUGUGUGUGUGUGUGUGUG
Molecule: messenger RNA, 2228 nt
Organism: Sycon ciliatum
Lineage: Eukaryota; Metazoa; Porifera; Calcarea; Leucosolenida; Sycettidae
Exons: 9
Coding region: 312-2000 (562 amino acids)
Source: RefSeq, a predicted model, not a curated record